Fomitopsis serialis is the source of this 2259-nucleotide messenger RNA. RefSeq names its product calcium-activated chloride channel-domain-containing protein. Gene Ontology annotation, biological process: chloride transmembrane transport. Gene Ontology annotation, cellular component: cortical endoplasmic reticulum. Bases 1 to 2259 code for a protein of 752 amino acids. NCBI's taxonomy places the organism in Eukaryota, Fungi, Basidiomycota, Agaricomycetes, Polyporales, Fomitopsidaceae. Gene Ontology annotation, molecular function: chloride channel activity. The record is from RefSeq and is a predicted model, not a curated record. The transcript is spliced from 5 exons.
AUGCCACCCCAAGUCGACCUCAUCUUCGUCUUUCGCUCCUCCCCAGCAAGAGUACUGUCUAGACGCGACGCGCGCGAGAAUGCAAGGCAGGCAGAGCGCCAAUACACAAAGCUCCUCGAUGUCCUCAAGGCGGGCGGCUUGCGUGCUGUCGGGAAGCGCGGGGAGAACGACGGGCAGCUGCUAGUCCUUGUAUCAUGUCCGCAGAGCACGUUAGCACGGUUAGCACAGCGUGAACGACAUUCAGAUUUCAUCUGCGGCCUCCCUACUACAAAUCCUACUGCCGCUCUCGAUCUAACCUCUCUAUCAUUAUCUUCUGCCGACCGACUACGACUCAUUCACGCAUAUGUAACAUCAACCGUAACGGACGGUGGCCUGGGUGUGGCGCCAGGCUCGAGUAACUGGGACCGCGUCGAGUCGGUCAUGAUGCUUCAUGACAACCAAUUCAACGAAGAAUGGAUUCGCUCCUGGACCCGUAAGGAGCUGGGCUUCGUGACGCUGACGGAGAUCCGUAAGCAGUUUGGCGAGGCCAUCGCGCUCUAUUUCGCCUUCCUCUCGUACUACACAAAAUCCCUCAUCUUCAUCUCCGUCGCCGGCGCGUACUUCUACUUCUUUCACGAGGCCUACUCAGUGGUCUACUCGUCCAUCCUCCUCCUCUGGUCAACAACCUUUGUUGAGUCUUGGCGGAUUCGACAAAGGAUACUCUCCGUGCGGUGGAGGACGCGCGGUUCAUUCCGCGUCGAGAAAAGGCGCGCCCAAUACGUGCCCAUCUCAUGGUGGAAGAAAGACCUCCGGAUGCUCGCUGGGCUGCCGGUCAUCAUGCUCUUCGCUGCUAUCCUCGCCGCGCUACUGAUGGUCGUGUUCGUAUUCGAGGCGUUUAUCACAAUGCUCUACACAGGGCCUGGAAGCCGCUUCGUUUCCUUCGCACCAACCAUCAUCGUCUCUGUCCUCGUCCCGCGCUUCCUCAGCAUCUACCACCGGUAUGCCGUCUCGUUCACGAACUGGGAAAACCACGGGCACCAGUCGAGCCACGACGCGUCGCUCACGCUCAAGUCGUUCACGCUCGCAGGCAUCGUCGACUACCUCGGUCUUGCGCUCUCCGCGUUCGUGUACGUGCCCUUCGGGGAGGAGACGAUGGCGUUCAUCCAGCGCACAAUCGAGAAGGACUCCGUGGCAAACCGCAACCUGACGUCCACACUCUACUCCGCCACCGCCAAGUUUGCGUCUGCUUCCGCGAGUGCGGGUGCGGGUGCGGACGCAAGCGAGACGGCGGGCAAGGCACGGAGCCUCUGGGAGAUGGACGUUAUGAGUGCGCGGAACAAGCUCAGCCCGACGCGCCUGCAGGACCAGAUGUUCGCGAUCACGGUCACGAACCAGGCCGUGAACGCGUUCCUUGAGAUCGGCCUGCCGUACGUCCUCCGCGCUGUCGCCGUGCUCCGCCGCCGCGGACUCCGCCCUGGAGCAUCCGCGAACGGGUCCGCGAACUCGGGCAAGAAGAAGCGCGUGUCGUUUGAGGACGAGGCAGAUGGGAAGGGGACAGCGCCAGAGAGGGAAAGGGAGAAAGGGGAGGAGAGGGUGUUCAUGGAGGAGGUGUGGAGGCAGGUCGCACUGCCGCCGUAUGAACUGUUCACAGACUACAACGAGAUGGUCACCCAAUUCGGGUACGUCGCGCUGUGGUCGACGAUCUGGCCGCUCGCUCCGCUGAUGGCCCUGACGAACAACUGGUUCGAGCUGCGUUCCGACGCGUUCAAGAUCUCGAAGCACGUCCGCCGCCCGAUCCCCGCGCGCACGGACACGGUCGGCCCCUGGCUCGACACGCUCCAGUUCCUCGCCUGGCUCGCGUUCCUCACCAACUCCGCGCUCGUCUACCUCUUCCGCCCGCUCGACCACUGCAAGGCGCUCGGCACGUCGCUCGACCGCCACCACACCCACCUCGCAGGGCGCAAUGCGGGCCCGCGCGAGAUCCUCGGCGCGGCGCUGCUCGUUGCGCUGGGCGCGUCGCAUGGAUACAUCCUCGUCAGAGUCGUCGUGCGCCAUGUGCUCGAGAGACUGAUGUGGCGCGGGACGAAGGAGGAGUGCGAGGUGGAGGCGGUUGAGACGGCGGUGAAAGAGGAGUACUUGAGGGGCUUGGGCGUCGCGGACGUGGCGAGCGCGGGCGCAGGCGAGAUUGCAGAGGCGGAUGCGAAGGACGGCGAGACAGAUCCUUUUUGGACGUACGAUGAGGGGCUGGACGAGCUCUCGAGGGAGACCAAGGAGUCAUGA